Pelobates fuscus (common spadefoot toad) is the source of this 1809-nucleotide messenger RNA. It is a transcript of the gene APOE, whose product is annotated as apolipoprotein E. The transcript is spliced from 3 exons. Gene Ontology annotation, molecular function: very-low-density lipoprotein particle receptor binding; amyloid-beta binding; low-density lipoprotein particle receptor binding. The record is from RefSeq and is a predicted model, not a curated record. The coding region runs from base 14 to 832 and encodes 272 amino acids. NCBI's taxonomy places the organism in Eukaryota, Metazoa, Chordata, Amphibia, Anura, Pelobatidae. Gene Ontology annotation, cellular component: intermediate-density lipoprotein particle; extracellular region. Gene Ontology annotation, biological process: cholesterol catabolic process; lipid transport; lipoprotein catabolic process.
AAAAAGACAAAUCAUGAAGCUGAUUGCUCUCUUGGUGACGAUUGGGCUCCUGGCCGGGGCCCAAGCCAGAUCUUUGUCCAGAGAUGGCCCCAAGACAAAAUGGGAGACGGCUCUGGAUAGCUUCUGGCAGACACUCAACAAAAUGGAGGAGGCCGCGGACGAGACCAAAGAAACGAUGAAAGACUCUCCGGUCAGCAAAGAACUGGAUGGCCUUAUCAAAGAUACUAUGGAGGAGCUGAGCAAUUAUGCUAGUGAACUAAAGAGCAACGUUGGCCCCAUGGCUCAGGAUGCGCAAGAAAAAUUCACUGAAGAUAUUUCUGCCCUGGCAGAAAAGCUGAAAUCAGACAUGGAAGACACGAAGACCAGGGCAAUUCAGUACUCGGGAGACUUGCGCAUGAUGUUUGACCAAAACAUUGAAGAUGUCCAAGGGAAAAUGAGCAUGUACACUAAAAAGCUGAAGAAACGUCUUAGCAAGGACACUGAGGAUCUGAAGAAGAAACUUAGCCAGUACGGGGAUGAUAUCCGCGGCAACACUGAAAAAAAAGUAGAGAGCCUCCGAAAAGCAGUCGAGCCUUAUGUAACCAACCUCAAGGAAAAAGGAGAGCAACGUCUCCAAUCUCUGAAGGAUGCCAUGGAUGAGCAAGGGAAAGCACUCAGAGAUAGGUUUGCCUCUGUGGCCAAAGAUGUUCAAAAUAAAGUGAAGAAGAUGGCCUCUGAUGUCAAAUCCAGUGUGGACAAGUUAUCGGAUCAGGUAAAAAAAUGGUUUAACCCCUCCGUAGAAAGCCUCCGCAGCUCAUUGCAAAACUUGGCCAAGAGCUUACAGCCUAAGUAAAGAUCAGACAGUUCUAUGUAUAAUUUCAACUUCAUGCGUAAGAAACAUGGUAUCCACCACCAAGAAUCUGCAGCUAAAGGUGGUGCAGUAAUGUUGGGAUUUUCCAUAUUUAGCAUGUCAAUAUACAAGUUUGAUUUUAUGUCAGAUAACACGCUUGACUUGAUUAGCCUCAUAUUAUGGAUACUCUGGAGGGGCACAGCAAAUUGAUGACAAGUAAUUGAAGGACAAAUUCACGGUUCUGGACUGGUCAUCAAUCUCAUUUUUGGUGUGAAUGUGUCAAACUCUAAAGCCACUGAUGACCUGAAGAGUAAUAUCAACUUUACAGCUGAAAAAUGCCAUAAAGCUCAGUUUAAGUGUAAGGAAUCAAAUCUCCAAAGCUAUUAGAUUCUGAAAACUAAGGGCAAACAUUGAUGCCAUGUAUAACAACUAUAUUCAGUCAUAUAUUACACACAUACUCAAACAAAGUACCUUGAUAAAAGCCUUAAGUCAAAAACACAAGAACUUACACGUUCAAUAUACAACUCUCGAAAAAAUUAAAAAAAUGCUGUAGAUAGUAAUUAUGUAAGAAAAUAUAGCCUAGGGACAAGCAGCAAACACAUUCCUUACCUUCAAGGUAUCAUUUGAAGAAACAGCUGGGACCUUCAAUGACAAGGUGGACGUGUAAGACUAAUUACUGUCCUACAUACCCAACUUGUGAUCUUACUAAUUGACCCAUCUCUAAUUUGUAACACAAACUAUAUAGCUUAUUCUUCAUCUCGCAUACAUAAACAAUAUUGCCUUUGACAUUUUCUCUACAUACCACAUGUUCCAUAAAUAUAUAUUUGUUUAUUUUCUUAUGUUUAUUUUUCUAUAUCUGCUUAACUAUGUAGCAUUAAAUGCCGAAUGUCUCAUUUUUGUCUCGGUGCUGUUAAACAUAUUAUUGGCUAACGCAAUGUCAUUUUUGUUUAAUGAAAAUAAAAGGUUGAUCUUCUCUCCAA